UUUUUUUUUUUCUUUUAGAAUUUCCAAAGGUACUCUAUUAUGAGUAGUUUUCAUAAAUUGAAUAAGAUUAAUUUUUUGGAACGCCCAACCCAACAUGAAAAUUAGACGGAGGGAGUAUUACGCUGGAAUUCGAAAAGCUUCGAUUUUUUAAAAAUUGUUUUGGAUUGCCUAUUCUUGAGCAAACAAAAGUGUGUGAUUAUCGAAUUGUUAGCGUUGGGAAUCUGUAGUGUUAAUUCAAAAUAAUUCAUCGAGCUCGGACGAGAUGGAUUCGGAAGCGGCGACAUCUGGAGAAACAAGCAAAUUAAGGUUGAGUGUGAAGUUCGGGGGCCGAUCCAUACCGGUUGAAAUUGCGGCGGACGCCACCAUUAAAGACCUUAAACUUAUCCUUCAAACGCUCACCGAUGUCCUCCCUCGAGGCCAAAAGCUCAUCUUCAAAGGGAAAGUUAUGUCGGACGAAUCGACAUUGGCCUCGGCGGAUAUUAGUGAUAGGUCCAAAAUUAUGCUCAUGGCAUCACAAGGUAUUCAUCAAGGGGGUGGUCCAAUGAAAAAAGAAUUGCCCACUUCAAGAGCAGCGAGGGGUAUUGCAACAGAAAAGAGAAAAAACAAUGAAGAAAUUGUCACCAUGAGCCGACUUGAACGGUGGAAACUCUCUGGGGUCAUAGCAUUGUCGGAUUGUGGUCUCACGACUGUACCUGAGGAAGCUUGGACUUGUGGAUCUUUGGCUAGAGUGCUUGACGUAAGCCACAACUCUUUACUUGAGGUGCCAGCUGAAAUUUGCCGCUUAAGCAUCAUUCAGAAGCUGCUUCUUAAUGGCAAUCUUUUGUCCGAUACUUCCAUUGCCUGGGAUGAAUUAACAUCUUUGAAGCAUCUCAUUGUUCUCUCACUCAACCAAAAUAAUUUGGCAUCAGUUCCUCCGGCACUUGGUGCUUUGACAAGCCUGAAGCAACUUCAUAUCGCAAACAACAAAUUGGUGUGCAUCCCUACUGAAAUAGGUCUUCUGACCGAUCUUGAGGUGUUAAAAGCCCAGAAUAACAGGUUAAAAACAAUUCCUACAAGUAUCGGAAAUUGCAUUUCUCUUGUUGAAGUUGAUUUAUCGUGUAAUUUGCUGAGUGAGUUGCCGGAGACAUUCGGCAAUUUAAGAAAAUUAAAGGCACUAUAUCUCAGUAAUAAUGGGCUGAAAACCCUGCCAAAAACAUUGUUUCGCUUGUGCUUACAGCUUUCCAUACUGGAUCUUCAUGGAACAGAAAUAACGAUAGAUCUUCUGCGCCAGUUUGAAGGAUGGGAGAGUUUUGACGAGCGUCGUAGAUUAAAGCAUCAAAAGCAACUUGAUUUUCGAGUUGAUGGAUCGGGUGACUUUGAUGAAGGUGCUGACAAGAAUUGGUAACAUUGCAUGUUUACUCAAUCAUGGUAAUUUGGUAUAAGUUUAAAUUCCCUUUUGCUGGCCUAUAUGUAAUUAGGCUUGAUUUUGUUAAAAUGAUAUAAUAACUAGUUAUACAAUUCUUUAACAUUAUUACUAAUUUGUUUAGUAAUAUACUAUUCUUCCCAUGAUAUCUCAAACUAUAUUAAAUUUGUUGUGUUUUCUAA
This is a messenger RNA of Salvia miltiorrhiza (redroot sage), 1584 nucleotides long. Its product is annotated as LRR repeats and ubiquitin-like domain-containing protein At2g30105. The record is from RefSeq and is a predicted model, not a curated record. Gene Ontology annotation, molecular function: protein binding. NCBI's taxonomy places the organism in Eukaryota, Viridiplantae, Streptophyta, Magnoliopsida, Lamiales, Lamiaceae. The coding region runs from base 263 to 1384 and encodes 373 amino acids. The transcript is spliced from 10 exons.